GUGUGUGUCCAAAUGUCACGACUGCCCCACAUCGUCUACCUGCUGGCAGCUCUGCUGCUGCAUGGCGCUGAGACCGCUGACUACAAUGUUUUCCUUGAUGAGCAGUUGAUCCAGGAGUCCUGCGGCAGCACGGAGGGCAAGGGCAAUAUGGCAUUGAGUGAGCUAGUGGAAACCCGCCUCACGACUGUCCUCGACAGUGACUACGAAACGCUUUACAUAAGCGGCGACAUUAUCGUAAAACAGGCACUGCCACACGUACCCAUUAAAUUCGAGGUGGAUGUCAGCCGCUGGGAGCGUGGUCAGUGGGUGCCCACAUUUGUGACCCUAAAGCGUGACGACUUUUGCAAGUCCCUUAAGGAUCCAUUUGAGCUCUGGCACCUAUACUAUAUAACACAGAUACCCAGGCAGCAGCGCACAUGUCCGCCACAUCAAGGCCAAGUUUACAGCUUUACAAACGUUUCCAAUCGCAUGCUAGUGGAAAAUAUGCCCCGUUGGGACAUCGUGGGAAAUCUGAGGGCCGUGGUGCACUUCAGUGCCGGUGAUAUGAAGACCUGUCUGCUGAUCUACUGCACAGUUAGCUUGGCCUGAAGACCCUAAUAAUGUCAUCUGAAUAUUGACCAUAUACACAGAUGCUAACUUAUAUCAGCGGAUAUUCUUGAACUGUUGCUGUUGUGUGUGCUCUAUAUAUAGAUUUUUGAAUGUGCUCCAUUUUGUGGCUGGCAUCCCCGUUGGCAGUUUAUUUGAUCUUUUCACUGAUUUAAUGGGCCGUAUUAUUCUUAUAUCUAAAUUAAAUGCAAAUAAACAAG
Drosophila montana is the source of this 806-nucleotide messenger RNA. RefSeq lists its product as uncharacterized. The record is from RefSeq and is a predicted model, not a curated record. The coding region runs from base 13 to 588 and encodes 191 amino acids. NCBI's taxonomy places the organism in Eukaryota, Metazoa, Arthropoda, Insecta, Diptera, Drosophilidae. The transcript is spliced from 3 exons.